ACGAGCUCUGUUUAGGUCACGUGUAGCCGGCGCAGGGCAGCAUGGCGGAGGGUUCUAGAAAACCGCAGCCUGGCAGUGGCAAGAAUCGUCCACGGGAAACCAAGCCUGUGGAUGAAUCCGAGCUGCUCACCGUUCCUGAUGGCUGGAAAGAAGAGCCGUUCACUAAGGACGACAACCCAAAGGGGCUGCUGGAGGAGAGCAGCUUUGCCACCUUGUUCCCCAAAUACAGAGAAGCUUACCUCAAAGAGUGUUGGCCCCUAGUUCAGAAGGCGCUAAAUGAGUAUUCUGUGAAAGCAGAAUUAGAUUUAAUUGAAGGCAGCAUGACUGUUACCACUACUAAGAAGACGUAUGAUCCUUAUAUUAUAAUACGAGCAAGAGACUUGAUAAAAAUGCUAGCCAGAAGUGUGCCCUUUGAGCAGGCUGUGAGAAUCCUCCAGGAUGACAUGGCCUGUGACAUAAUUAAAAUUGGAACAUUGGUCCGAAACAGGGAGAGACUUAUUAAGAGGAGACAGCGGCUUCUGGGACCGAAGGGAUCAACUCUGAAGGCUCUGGAGCUGCUUACCAACUGUUACAUAAUGGUCCAGGGGAACACCGUGUCUGCUCUGGGGCCCUUCAGUGGCCUUAAAGAGGUCAGGAAAGUUGUUCUGGAAACAAUAAAGAACGUUCAUCCCAUUUAUAACAUAAAGGCCCUAAUGAUCAAACGAGAGCUGGCUAAAGAUCCAGAAUUGAGGACAAAAAGUUGGGACAGGUUUCUACCAAAGUUCAAGCACAAGAAUGUGAGCAAGAGGAAAGAACCAAAGAAGAAAAGGAUAAAGAAAGAGUAUACACCGUUCCCACCUCCUCAGCCUGACAGCAAGAUUGACAAAGAAAUUGAAAGUGGUGAAUAUUUCUUGAGAAAAAGCCAAAAGAGGAAGAAGAAACUGGACGAUAUAAGGACGAAACAAGCUGAAGCAGUGUCAAGGAGGCAAGAAGAGAGAAACAAAGCAUUUAUCCCUCCUGAGGAAAAACCUGUCCAAGAACCUAAGGAAGUUGCUGCUUCCACAAAGAUUGAUGUGAAUGCCAUUAAAGAAAAGGUAAAGAAAGCUAAAAGCAAGAAACUUGGUGCCCUCCCUGAGGAAGUAAAACAGAGGCUGCUGGAUGCCGACAAGAAAAAGACGAAAAAGAAGAAAUGAAAGUACUGUAUCAUCUUGGGUCUUUGAACUCUGCAAUCUGAUUCAUUUUCUUCCUAGGUGGAAGAGAUUUUUUUCUUUUUAUUUUUGUCCCUAAUCAAAUCAAUUUCUUCAAAGAAGAUGGGAGACUCCCAGGACUCUGUAUUACCUUGUGUUGCACCUGUCAUGUUUGUACAGUUAUUUGUAAUACUGUGAACUUUUCAACCACAUCAUAUUUGUCUUCGAUCUAGAUCAUAUUUGUAAAGGGUAUAGCAGGAAAACUGUUCCAGGUGUACCAGUCUCAGUUUUAUACCAGAUGUGUAAUUAAAGGGUAUGUCUAUGUUUUGAGCACCUUUUACUGGUUAUUUAGAGUAUACACAUAAUAUAUAAUGAAAUUAUUAGUAUAGUAACUACAUUGCUUUACUUUUCCUGUAAAGAACCUGAGUUACAGCCUGUAUAUAGCUU
Molecule: messenger RNA, 1613 nt
Organism: Bufo bufo (common toad)
Lineage: Eukaryota; Metazoa; Chordata; Amphibia; Anura; Bufonidae
Product: KRR1 small subunit processome component homolog
Exons: 10
Coding region: 42-1172 (376 amino acids)
Cellular component (GO): small-subunit processome; nucleolus
Molecular function (GO): RNA binding
Source: RefSeq, a predicted model, not a curated record